Alternaria rosae is the source of this 2200-nucleotide messenger RNA. RefSeq lists its product as uncharacterized. The record is from RefSeq and is a predicted model, not a curated record. The transcript has a single exon. Lineage: Eukaryota; Fungi; Ascomycota; Dothideomycetes; Pleosporales; Pleosporaceae. The coding region runs from base 188 to 2047 and encodes 619 amino acids. Gene Ontology annotation, biological process: tRNA methylation. Gene Ontology annotation, molecular function: tRNA (uridine) methyltransferase activity.
UCAUCACCACCGCGCAACCCGAGAAUCGAGACAACGACUACUACCUCGAAGCGACCUAUUACCGAUGACGGAUGCUUCUGUUCAUCGUCUGGGCCGCCGUAAUUUGAUGAUCACUUAAUCUGAGCGGGUGUUGAAAUUUAUCAUUGUGGAAGUGUUAUUCCAGAUCAAGAGAUAGUUACCGGACAAGAUGGCUCAAGACGAGCGCCCUGGAGACGACGAACCCGGAUUGUCACAGCUUAACGAUGGAGAGGCAUCUCAUGCCGAAAUACAGGAAGCACAAUCGAUGGCAAAAGUCAAAGACCAAGAAUUUGCAGGUGACAAGUUCUCACCUCACGACCUAUCCAGUGCACCCAAGUUUUCUACCGGUCUUCCACCCGAGCUAUGGACUAUAAUACAAUCCGCGCCGGCAAACUUUGCGCCCGAGCACUUUCUCGAAACCAGUCGCAACCUGCUCGAGAACCCUAAUCGAACCUCAACCCAUCUUGCGCGCGCAGAACUUUCCUACCAAAGUUUUGCAGACGCUACAUUCAACCCCAAGGCCAGUACUCCAGAGGAUCUAGCGAGCAUUGUCAAGCAUCUGCGGCCAGAAUGCCGACCGCAACUGAUCGAUGGAGGCAUAGAAGGGUACGAGCUAGAGUACACAGUUGUACGGAAACUCAUACCUCGAAAUCCGAAGCUGGAUGACUCGCUGAUGCAGACUUGUCACCUACUUGUAUCGCAUGAAGACGUCACUGUCACAAGCUCAGAUGAGAAAGAGGAGACUGUCAAAGCAGAGCGGUAUAUGGUCGUAUACAUUCCUCACGCUAUCACACCAGAAGCUAUACCCUACUAUCACCCUAAAGUCCGCUCGUUGGCCAUGCUAUACACCUACUUCCUAUCAACCUCUCAAUCUUCACCUCUAUCUCUGGUCUCCGCACCGGGACACCUUUCUAUCCAUUAUUCCCUCUUUCCUAGCCAACCUCUGGAUAACCGCCUUUCCCGAACUGGUCUCAAGCUUCUGGAAGUCAUACACAAACACUCGCGCGGUGCGCGAGCUGGGUAUAAGAAACGCGUUCACCACGAUCAAGUCAUCGGGCAAAAGAGGUUCCAGGACACGUAUGCAUACUUGAAGGGUAAGUAUGCGAAAGAUUUGAUCGAAGGAUGGGUGGAGCAGACGCCUGCUGAGAAACAUGUCUUUGAAGAUCUGGGUAUUGCUGCUUUUCUCAUGCAGCUAUGGACGGACAUGUACGGCCCAAAUAAAGACAGGAUCAAACACGAUGGCGACAAUUUGGUGGAACAAGAGAAAGAUGCGGCAGAGCAAAAGACCAAAAUAGCACAAGCCAACUUCCCAGGCUUCGUAGACAUUGGCUGCGGAAACGGCCUGCUCGUCCACAUCCUCAACGCCGAAGGUUGGCACGGCUGGGGCUUCGACGCCCGGCGAAGAAAAACAUGGGAAACGUUCCCACCAAACCACACCGAGAAACUGCAAGAGAUGCUCCUCGUGCCCAAGAUCCUCCAACCACCUCCCUCAGACACUACCAACACCUCAACAUCCCAUCACAACGGCGUCUUCCCACCCGGCACCUUCAUCAUCAGCAAUCACGCCGAUGAACUCACCCCAUGGACACCGUUACUAGCUCACCUCAAUUCAUCCCCUUUCAUCGCCAUCCCAUGCUGUUCGCAUGACUUUGGUGGAACGAGAUUCCGCGCGCCGGCGCAUGCAAAACAUGUCAUUCCUGAUCCGAUGACGGCGGAGUCGAAGAAGCCCAAGCAACCCUCUGCGUACGCUAGUCUGUGUAGUUGGAUAUGCCAUCUAACAGAGGAGACUGGGUUUGUGGUUGAGAAGGAGCAUCUGAGGAUUCCUAGUACGAGGAAUAUCGCUGUGCUGGGUAGAACGCAGUACAGGGAAGAGGGACGGAAGGAUGGCCAGGCGAGUGUGGAGGAGAGACUCGAGUUCUUGAGGGUAUUGGUGGAGAAGGAGUCAGGUGGGCAACCGAUUGGGCAGACUUGUGCCAAUUGGAUGCAGAGUGGUGAUGGGUUGAUGAAGACUGGAAAGGGCGGGCAUUGAGACGGACAUUCCUCCGUCAUAAAAAAUAGUGAAGAAGGACAAGGCGCCGUAUGUCGUGCCAUGCUUCUCCAAUGUAGCAUUGAUGACAAGGAGCCGGCAUGGCCUGUCGCAAGGCACGCCCUUGAAUUCACAAGAAGCAAGUCAAAAAAGUUC